This is a messenger RNA of Vicia faba (fava bean), 510 nucleotides long. The record is from the annotation of a GenBank genome assembly. NCBI's taxonomy places the organism in Eukaryota, Viridiplantae, Streptophyta, Magnoliopsida, Fabales, Fabaceae.
AUGGCUUUGAUCUCUGAAGUCACUAUUCUUCCAGAUGCUUUGGAUAUAAAUUAUAUCUCUUCCAGAAGAAUGGUUGUGGAAGAUUAUCAUGUGUUCAACCUGGCAAGAUUUCUAGAAUACAUUCCUUUUCCAUCUGGUGAUUCCAGUCAAGAGAAGUAUUCUAAAGCACCUUUUGUGUCCCCAAUUAAAAGGAAGAUAAAUGCCUCUAAGAAGAAGACUGGUGAUGGUCCGUCUAAUAAGCCUAAAAAUUCUAAGUCUUCUAGAAGAUCUCUGGAAGACAUUCUAGAAACAACUUAUGUGGGCUCUAGAAGUCCCAAGGUCAAUGCGAGAAUUUUUAACAAUAUAACACCUCUUCUUGUGCUUCUUCUUCCUGCACCAGAAGUUGAACUUCCCUUGGUGGUUUCUGACCAAGAGAUUCAAACUUCUGAGAAGACUCUGGAGAUUGGUACUUCUUCUGGAGAAAUGGAGACUCUUGCUUCUAGCUCUAAAAUUGUGCCUCUGGUGAUUUAG